Molecule: messenger RNA, 822 nt
Organism: Ustilaginoidea virens
Lineage: Eukaryota; Fungi; Ascomycota; Sordariomycetes; Hypocreales; Clavicipitaceae
Exons: 2
Coding region: 1-822 (273 amino acids)
Biological process (GO): lipid metabolic process
Cellular component (GO): membrane
Molecular function (GO): oxidoreductase activity, acting on the CH-CH group of donors
Source: RefSeq, a predicted model, not a curated record
AUGGCCGAUGCAAAGGCCGUCGCCAAGGCGGAGCUCAAGUCGAAAGACUUCGUGCCCAGAGGCAACAAGUCAUCUUCCCCGUUGAACACAACCUUGUAUCUUGGUCUUCGAGCCCUGGACUGCUACAUUCAAUAUCUCAUUCUCUCCCGAGCAACAGGCUCCUUCAUCAUCAAGUUUUUUGGCGGCAGCAUCAUUCCACAUGGACCUCCUGUCGAGGCAGGCUUCAUGCACAUUGAAAAGCUCGGGCUUUCGGGAUACAGGCUGCUGCUUCUCUUCAUGGACAUCCUCGCCGCCGCAAAGCACUUCUGGUUUGUCUUGACAGUCGCAGAAGAGGCCUGGACUUUAACGGGUGCCAUUGUUGUGGGUCUCGACAACAUAUUCUUCGACACGCUCAACAACCUGCUGUUCCUCUGUGCUGCCACUUCGGCAGCUUCCUCAAAGGCCGGUGGGGAGACGUUGGCCAACCCGUAUCUCGCCACCGGCUUCAUUAUUUUUGCCGUUGGUCUCGUCACGGAGUGUGUUUGCGAGAUUGAUCGCAAGGUGUUCAAGAAGAACCCAAUGAACAAGGGGAAGCCGUAUACUGGCGGCCUGUUCUCCUUGGUUCGUCACCCCAACUACACGGCAUUCACGAUUUGGCGUUCUGGGCUGGCGCUUGCUUCCGGCGGCAUGAUAUAUGGCAUGUCGAUUGCCAUGUUCUUCAUGUGGGACUUUUCCAACCGUGCUGUUCCGGCUUUGGACGAGUAUUGCACCAAGAGGUACGGCGAUAUGUGGGCCGAGUAUAAGCGAAAGACUCCAUUUACCAUGAUCCGAUACGUACUUUGA